Trichomonas vaginalis G3 is the source of this 696-nucleotide messenger RNA. RefSeq names its product protein of unknown function, DUF4106 family. Lineage: Eukaryota; Parabasalia; Trichomonadida; Trichomonadidae. The record is from RefSeq and is a predicted model, not a curated record. Bases 1 to 696 code for a protein of 231 amino acids. The transcript has a single exon.
AUGGCUGCACAACAACAAGAACUAGAUGAGAAGAACCCAUUCUAUGAGUUAGUUGUUAUUUGUAGUACUUCUGGUCAAUUUGACCAAACCGUCAAUUCGUUCAAAGAUAUUAUAAAGAAGUCUAAGUUAGUAUGUAUAAAAGACUCUGAGUUGUUAGAUUGGAUAAAGAAGUACCAAAGAAGAGUUUUGAAGUAUAAUGCUAUAAAUGAGUAUAUAAAUUCUAAGUUUAAAGACCCAAAUGAGGAAAUGCAGAGAAUAUUAGAGAAGAAACACUUCAGAAACAAACAGAAAGAGAUAGAAUACAUUUCGAAGAAAUUGCAAUCUUACGAUUGGAAGACAUACCCUCAUAGGUGUCUUCUUAUCUUAGAUGAUUUCGCCUCUCAUCCUUUGCUUAAGAAUAGAGAACAAGAUAUGUGUCGAAUUCUUAAGAAGCUCAGACACUUUAACAUCUCAGUUGUCAUUUGUGUACAGACAGCAAAGAGUUUAAGUAAGGAUGUUAAAAGAAUACUUACUGACAUUAUACUUUUCCCCGGAUUGUCCGAAGACGAUUUCAUGGAACUUAUGAAAGAGUCCAUGGCAGGUAAGUUUGACAGACAUGAACUAUGGGAGAAGUACAAAGUCAUACAAGACCCUCAUACUUCUUUCAGAAUUCAUAUCUACGCAAACAAAGUUCAAAUUGUAAAAAGUCAAGCUUGA